Messenger RNA from Parastagonospora nodorum SN15, 2635 nucleotides. RefSeq lists its product as hypothetical. The transcript has 3 exons. Gene Ontology annotation, cellular component: HULC complex; nucleus. The record is from RefSeq and is a predicted model, not a curated record. Lineage: Eukaryota; Fungi; Ascomycota; Dothideomycetes; Pleosporales; Phaeosphaeriaceae. Gene Ontology annotation, molecular function: ubiquitin protein ligase activity. Bases 1 to 2187 code for a protein of 728 amino acids.
AUGAGGCUCGAGACCAGAACCGUCGCUGCUCCAUCACUUGACGCCGUCAAGAUGGAGGAUCGCAAGCGGCCGAGUGCCGACGACUCUGCUCCUCCCGCAAAGAGGCAAGCUGUGACUGUCAACGGUGCCCGCUCGCAUCCAGACGCUGACUUGCCGUGGAAAGAUGACAUCGAGGCCUUCCAGAAGGAUGCCAUUCUGCGACAGAUGCGCGAAUACAAGCGGGAGAAGACGACCGUCGAGGCCCAGCUGAACGAACUAGAGCGCUCCUCAAAGUACCACGACGACCACCUGCGGACCAUGGAUGCUUGGUUUGAUCAGUUGGUCGAUGAAAUUAAGCUGCUCAGCGGAGAAAAACUGGAGGCAUCAUCAGCUGACUCGAGCGCCAAUUCGUCUGUACCUGCUACGCUUUUGUUCCAAGACAGUGAAACCUUCAAGAAGCAUCUUUCUACGCGCAAGGAGAAGAUCCUCUCAUCGCUCUCGGGUCUUUUCGCAAAGUAUCCUCCUAGCAGCCCAGAAGUCGCAGAGCUGCAACAACAGCUGUCGAAGCUUUUGGCACUCGAAAAGGAUCAUGUCGUACAACUUCAACGCGUCCGCACAGAAAAAGAGCAGUUGUCUGAUCGUUUGGACACCGCAACACAUCGGUAUCUAGUUGCCGAAAAGAAGAUCGACCGCCUCAAGAGCCAACAGGUACAAAAGCUGGAGCAGCAAGCUGUCGCCAGCAGCACGGUAAAGGAAGAGACUCCAACUGCCACCAAUGGAGUCGAGCCUUCUAACGGCAAAGCAAUCUCACCAGCACCUGUUAGUGAAGAGGUGGAGACUGCCCGGAAUCAAGCUGUAGCCGAGGCUGCGAAAAGAAAAGAGCAGCUCGAGCAAGUGGAGCAAGAGAACAAGAAGCUUACAGAAGAGGUCACAUCUUUGAAAGUCAAGUUCAGCCUGCUCUCAGACGAUGACUAUGCCAAAACGGAUUUAUUCAAGGCUUUGAAGUCGCAGCACGAAGAUGUGAUCAAACGCAUCAACAAUCUGGAAGCGACCAACAUUCAGCUACGGGAGGAGGCGCAAAAAUAUCAAGCUGAACGAACAGCAUACCGAAUCAAGAUUGACGACGAGGCUCGUUCGUCUCUGGCCGAGUCCGAGAGCGCAGUUUCGCAAGCGGAGGCGAAUUUGGCACGAAUUAGAGCUGCGCGUGAUGAUUUGUUGGCCAAGAACAACUUGCUCGAAAGCAGCCGCAAGAACUCGGAAGCGUCAACCGAACAGUCGAAAGAGCUGGUCAGCGCGGUCGAGAGCCGUAUUGCAGCGCUGGAGUCGGAGUGCGAGAGGUUGAGGCUACAGAUUGCUGAGAACCAGACAAGCGCAGACGAUACGGCACCAGCUGUUUCCGAACUGACUUUGGAGGAAUCGCAGAAGAAGACCAAGAACUUGGAGACUCAACUCAAGCUACUCAGCGGCGAGCUCCCGUCAAUGGAGGCGGCAUGGAAGAAGGCACAGUCUGUUGCUAACAAGAAAGUGAUCGACACUGUCGCGUGGGAAGAGAACAUCGCGAGAGCAAACGCAGACAAAGCCAAGGCCGACCAGAAGUACUUUGCCGCAAUGAAGGUCAAGACGGAACUAGAAAUGCAGGUCCGGGCUCUUCGCCUGCAGACUACAAAAUCUACCGAGGUCGUUUCUCAAUUGAAGGAGGCAGAUGCUCUCAGUCGAAACUUGGUGGACAAGUUGGAGAAACAAACCGCCGAGAUGCGAUCACAGAUGGAUGAGCUUUCAUUGCAACACCGUCAGUUGCAACAGAAGGUCAGCGAAAACGCGAUAAUAUCCGAAGGCCACGUCAGCCAGAUUGCAGAGCUCAAGAAGGUGCUGGAGGCGAAGGACGCUUCCUGCCUGGCUGCCAAACAGGCUCAGCGCGAGGCUGAAACCGAACGAGAGUCGCUUACCGCGCAAGUGACUGGCCUCAAGAAGCAGGUACAAACAUGGAAGAAGAAGAGCACUGGAGACCAAAGCUCUGAGACAGCCACUAUGGAGCAGAUGAUUCAGUGCCAGAUCUGCAAGAGCCAUCUCAAGAACACGGUUAUCAAGACUUGUGGACAUUUGUUCUGCGAUCAGUGCGUACAGGACCGCCUGACCAACCGCGCCCGGAAGUGUCCAAACUGCGGUAAAGCGUUUGGAAGCAACGACACAAUGCGGGUUCACCUAUAAACACUUUUCUUCGACGAUACCCUCAAAUUUCUGGACAUUUGAUCGACCCAGGACCACGGUAACUUUUCGCAAUGUACAAUAGCACCUCUUUUCCUUUUGUCACUUCUUUUUGACUUUGUUGCGAGCGAGCACUGCUGGGUGUUUUUAGGCGUCUGGUAUGCGGCCGGUCCACCUUUAGCGACGUCCGGUGGCGCAAGGGAACGGCGCAAGAACGAAAGGACUGUGUACGAUCAGAUUGGAAGCACUGAGGUGUGACAGCAUGUUUUACUAGAACCAGACCUCGAGUCGAUUUCUUUCUGUUGCCUGAGGUCGGCGAUUUCUGCCGAUGGGGAAACAGUACGGAAUUUUUUUGUCAGCUACAGCGAGCUUCUUCGAUAGUAUGGUCAUACGAACGGACAUGUGGACCAAUGGAUGGUUCAGGAAAAUGCAAACUCAGAUAAUCACACUA